This is a messenger RNA of Indicator indicator, 2054 nucleotides long. It is a transcript of the gene DLAT, whose product is annotated as dihydrolipoamide S-acetyltransferase. NCBI's taxonomy places the organism in Eukaryota, Metazoa, Chordata, Aves, Piciformes, Indicatoridae. The transcript has 14 exons. The record is from RefSeq and is a predicted model, not a curated record. Gene Ontology annotation, biological process: pyruvate decarboxylation to acetyl-CoA. Gene Ontology annotation, molecular function: dihydrolipoyllysine-residue acetyltransferase activity. Gene Ontology annotation, cellular component: pyruvate dehydrogenase complex. The coding region runs from base 1 to 1938 and encodes 645 amino acids.
AUGUGGCGGGUGUUCGCACGACGGGUGGCCCGGGACGUGGCGGGAAGCCCCGGUCUGGCGCGGAGCUGUCGAGCUCUCAGUGCGGCAGGGGCCGGCCGCGGCGCGGGAGUGGGGGUCGGGGCCGUGCCGCUGUGCCGCGGCCCGGCGAGGGGUGGCCCCGUGCACCGGCCUGGUGGGCUGCUGUUGCCUCCUGCCUGGCCCCGGCUCGUCCCGUGUCGCUGCUGCAGUCUCCCGGCACAUCAGAAGGUGGCCUUGCCAGCCCUGUCCCCCACCAUGCAGAUGGGCACCAUCGCGCGCUGGGAGAAGAAGGAGGGCGACAAGAUCGGUGAAGGGGAGCUCCUCGCAGAGGUGGAGACAGACAAAGCAACAGUUGGCUUUGAGAGUGUGGAGGAAUGCUACUUGGCCAAGAUCCUGGUGCCAGAAGGAACAAGAGAUGUUCCUAUUGGGGCCAUAAUAUGCAUCACAGUAGAAAAGCCUGAACACGUUGAUGCCUUUAAAAACUAUACCCUGGAUUCAGCAGCAUCUGCUCCCCCUGCAGCCUCAGUGCCUCCCCCUCAAGCUACAGCUCCCUCCCCACCACCACCUCCACCUUCACCUCAGGCUCCUGGCAGCUCUUACCCUCCUCAUAUGCAGGUAACUCUCCCUGCCCUGUCACCCACCAUGACAAUGGGCACAGUGCAGAGGUGGGAGAAGAAGGUUGGGGAGAAACUGAAUGAGGGAGACUUGCUGGCAGAAAUUGAGACAGAUAAAGCCACAAUAGGCUUUGAAGUGCAGGAGGAAGGCUACUUGGCAAAAAUCCUGGUGCCUGAAGGAACAAGAGAUGUGCCAUUAGGAACAGCUCUCUGCAUCAUUGUGGAGAAGGAGUCUGAUAUUCCAGCCUUUGCUGACUACCAACCCACUGCAGUACCUGACAUCCAGACACAAGCUCCUCCUCCUCCUCUUCCUCCUCCUUCUCCACCAGUAAUGGCAACUCCUGCUCCUGCUCCCCCUCCCCAGCCUGCUGUUCCUUCUGCUCCAGCAGUCCCCACAGCUGGGGCACCUCCUCACAAAGGAAGGGUCCUGGUUAGUCCCCUGGCAAAGAAACUUGCUGCAGAAAAAGGAAUUGACCUUGCCCAAGUGAAAGGUACUGGACCAGAUGGUAGAAUCACAAAGAAAGAUGUGGAGUCAUUUGUACCAUCAAAGGUUGCUCCAGCUCCAGCACCAGAGGCAGUUCCUGCAGCUGCUGCAGUUGCAGCAGCACCAGUGGGGACCUUCACAGACAUCCCUGUCAGCAACAUUCGGAGGGUCAUCGCUCAGCGCUUGUUGCAGUCUAAACAAACAAUACCUCACUACUACCUUUCUGUGGAUGUAAACAUGGGAGAAGUACUGGUGCUAAGGAAGGAGCUGAAUCAGGAGGUCUCGGAUAACAUAAAGCUUUCUGUCAAUGACUUCAUCAUUAAAGCUUCAGCUCUGGCCUGCCUGAAGGUGCCUGAGGCCAAUUCCUCCUGGCUGGACACCGUUAUUAGGCAAAACCACGUGGUGGAUGUCAGUGUUGCUGUGAGCACUCCUGCAGGGCUCAUCACUCCCAUUGUGUUCAAUGCUCAUGUGAAGGGCCUGGCUUCCAUCAGCAGGGACGUGGUGUCUUUGGCAGCUAAGGCCCGAGAAGGCAAACUUCAGCCUCAUGAAUUCCAGGGUGGUACUUUCACCAUUUCCAAUUUAGGAAUGUAUGGGAUUAAGAAUUUCUCUGCCAUCAUCAAUCCACCUCAAGCCUGCAUCCUUGCAGUUGGUUCCUCAGAGAAGAGAUUGGUGCCAGCUGAUAAUGAGAAAGGGUUCGAUGUGGCCAGUGUGAUGUCUGUUACACUCAGCUGUGACCACCGUGUGGUGGAUGGAGCAGUUGGAGCACAGUGGCUUGCUGAGUUCAAGAAUUUCCUUGAGAAGCCAGUAAGAAUGCUGCUAUAAUUUCCCAUCCUGCAAGCAAAACCUUUCCUGGGUCACACUGUUUUUAUUUGAAACCUGCUAUUUAGACUUUAGUGUUCAGACUUAUUAAAACAAAACAAAACAAAACAAACAAACCA